Messenger RNA from Lagenorhynchus albirostris (white-beaked dolphin), 7302 nucleotides. RefSeq names its product sterile alpha motif domain containing 4A (gene SAMD4A). Gene Ontology annotation, molecular function: translation repressor activity; mRNA binding; protein binding. The record is from RefSeq and is a predicted model, not a curated record. Gene Ontology annotation, biological process: nuclear-transcribed mRNA poly(A) tail shortening; negative regulation of translation; regulation of mRNA stability. NCBI's taxonomy places the organism in Eukaryota, Metazoa, Chordata, Mammalia, Artiodactyla, Delphinidae. The transcript has 14 exons. Gene Ontology annotation, cellular component: P-body. Bases 743 to 2917 code for a protein of 724 amino acids.
UCCUCUCCCCCCUUCUCGGGCGCUCCCUGCCAAGCCCAUGAUGUAAUGGUGUAUGUUAAUCAGUAGCAUGUGGGGAGCUCCGGCUCGGGCGGCUCAGUCCUCCGCGAGCCGACACUGGAGGCGGCAGGAGCGGCGGCGGCGGCGGCCCGGACCCGCAGCGCCGCACUCUCUCAGCGCCGCCCGCCCCGACGGCAUGGCCCGCAGCCCGCGCUCCGGGCGCCCCCAACCUCGCUGAGAGCCGCUGCGGUCCCGGACCCGCGCUUGGGGCCGCGAGCAGCCAGGAUGAGCCGCUCCCAGUGGUGAUCGCCACUCGGGAAUGCGGGUGUGAAGGGUCCGAGCUGCCGCCCAGCGGGGGAGAGACCCCGGGACGCCGGAAAUCACCAUCCCGAAGCUGCGAGAAGAAGGCGGGGGAGGGGGGAAAGAGAGCAUUCUUCAGUUGGUGUGCCUUGUGGGGAAAAAAUUUUUUUUAAAUCGUUAUUUAAAAAAAACAACAACAAACAUUUCCGUGCUACUGUCUGUCAUCAUCUCUGGGGAAAUCAGCCAGAACCACCAGAACGUAACUGAAACCAGACGAGAGAGGCAGGAGCCGAGGCAGUACCUGCAGCGUCCGGGCACCAGAGCCACCUUGGAACGGGAACGCGUCUCCGGCGGCCGCUGGGCUGCGGCUCCGCCAAACUUUGGGGCGGGCGGGGCGGGCUGGGGCUCGGAGGGGGCUUUGUAGACCGAGGGCCGCCCCCUAACCAUGAUGUUUCGCGACCAGGUCGGGGUGCUGGCGGGCUGGUUUAAGGGCUGGAACGAGUGCGAGCAGACUGUUGCACUGCUGUCGCUGCUCAAGCGCGUGAGCCAGACCCAGGCCCGCUUCCUCCAGCUCUGCCUGGAGCACUCGCUGGCCGACUGCACCGAGCUGCACGUCCUAGAAGGCGAGGCCAACAGUCCCGGAAUCAUUAACCAAUGGCAACAGGAAUCCAAGGAUAAAGUGAUUUCCCUCCUGUUAACUCACCUGCCUUUGCUGAAGCCAGGAAACCUCGACGCAAAAGUAGAGUAUAUGAAACUGCUGCCCCAAAUCCUGGCGCACUCCAUCGAGCACAACCAGCACAUCGAGGAGAGCAGGCAGCUGCUGUCCUAUGCUUUGAUCCAUCCGGCCACUUCGUUGGAAGACCGCAGUGCUUUGGCCAUGUGGCUGAACCACUUGGAGGACCGCACGUCGACCAGCUUUGGCGGCCAGAACCGAGGCCGCUCGGACUCUGUGGAUUAUGGGCAGACGCACUACUAUCACCAAAGACAGAACUCCGACGACAAGCUUAAUGGGUGGCAGAACUCUCGGGAUUCUGGGAUUUGCAUCAACGCCUCCAACUGGCAGGACAAAAGCCUGGGGUGUGAGAAUGGCCACGUGCCCCUCUACUCCUCUUCAUCUGUCCCCACCACAAUCAAUACGAUUGGAACCAGCACAAGUACAAUUCUCUCAGGCCAGGCACACCACAGCCCUUUGAAACGAUCUGUGUCCCUUACCCCACCCAUGAAUGUGCCAAACCAGCCUCUAGGACAUGGAUGGAUGUCUCAUGAGGACUUACGAGCUAGAGGACCCCAGUGCCUCCCAUCCGAUCAUGCCCCCCUGUCACCACAAAGCAGUGUAGCCUCUUCAGGAAGUGGUGGGAGUGAACACUUAGAAGAUCAGACCACUGCUCGUAACACAUUCCAAGAAGAAGGUAGUGGUAUGAAAGAUGUCCCAGCCUGGUUAAAAAGCCUCCGCCUGCACAAGUAUGCUGCGCUCUUCUCCCAGAUGACCUACGAGGAGAUGAUGGCCCUCACUGAGUGCCAGCUGGAGGCUCAGAAUGUUACCAAAGGUGCAAGACACAAAAUUGUCAUCAGUAUUCAGAAGCUCAAAGAGAGACAAAACCUCCUGAAGUCUUUGGAAAGGGACAUCAUCGAGGGGGGCAACCUGCGCAUCCCCCUCCAGGAGCUGCACCAAAUGAUCCUGACUCCCAUCAAGGCCUACAGCUCCCCAGGCGCCACCCCCGAGGCUCGCCGCCGGGAGUCCCAGGCCUCACACCCUCCUUCGCUGAUGGGCCCGGAGAGCCAGAGCCCCGACUGCAAAGAGAGCGCCGCGGCCGUGGGAGCCACGGCCACUGCCUCGGCUGGGGCCAGUGGCGGGCUCCAACCGCACCAGCUGAGCAGCUGUGACGGGGAGCUGGCUGUCACCCCCCUGCCAGAGGGGGAUCUCCCUGGGCAGUUCACACGUGUCAUGGGGAAAGUGUGCACACAGCUCUUGGUCUCCAGACCCGAUGAGGAGAAUAUAAGUUCCUAUUUACAGCUCAUAGACAAGUGUCUAAUCCAUGAGGCAUUUACAGAGACACAGAAAAAACGAUUGUUGUCAUGGAAACAGCAGGUGCAGAAGCUCUUUCGGUCUUUCCCUCGGAAAACCCUUCUAGACAUAUCAGGAUAUCGACAGCAAAGAAACCGCGGCUUCGGGCAGUCCAACUCCCUCCCGACGGCUGGCUCUGUGGGCGGUGGCAUGGGCAGGCGGAACCCACGCCAGUACCAGAUCCCCUCCCGGAACGUCCCUUCCGCCCGCCUUGGCCUCCUGGGCACCAGCGGAUUCGUCAGCUCCACCCAGCGCAACACCGCAGCCAACCCCACCAUCAUGAAACAAGGAAGACAGAACCUCUGGUUCGCCAACCCCGGGGGCAGCAACAGCAUGCCAAGCCGCACCCACAGCUCAGUCCAAAGGACCCGCUCGCUGCCUGUGCACACUUCACCGCAGAAUAUGCUGAUGUUCCAACAGCCAGAAUUCCAGCUUCCCGUGACUGAACCUGACAUCAACAACAGGCUGGAGUCCUUGUGCCUAAGUAUGACCGAGCACGCCCUGGGAGGUAACCGAGGAGGUUGGGUCAGCACCCUGACAGCCCCUGACGAGUAAUGGGAAACAACCCAAAGACGGGGUUGACCGGACCUCCACAAUCUAGAGCUGAAGAUGAGAGUGACCGCGCUGGCCGUGAAAUCGACUGCUGCGGGUCCAGUGUUAGCCAUCUUCAGGGUUGCACAGAAUCCUCCAAGAUACUUUGCAGCCAUUUCUUUUCCCCUGGUCCCUCUCCCAUUUUGAUUUUGUGAGAGCGUAGGUCGUCCUUGUAAACAUAUCAGUAGACCUGGGACUGGUUAUUUCGUCAUUUGUUUCUGUCGUGGGAUGGCUUGGUGUGGGGCAUGGGGAGGGAUCUCUAAGGGAAACAUAGGACUGGGAACGGGUGGAGGGAAUGCAAGUGGCUUCUUGGAUGGAAAUGAGGGGGAAAAUAAAGAGGGUACCGCUUGGAAAGAGAUGAGAGACUUGGGAGGGAGGCAGAAGCCCCAGCCCUUGGGAGCCUUCUCAGAAGCCUGCCUUCAGAGUCAGGCCCCGGGAGGAAAGCACGGAUGCCUGCGACCAAAGCACAACGGCGGCUCGCUCUUUUAUGUCUCCCCUGAUUGGAUUCCCUGAGGCCCCUGCUUGAAAUCCAGCCGCAGAAGAAGUCCACAUGGCAACGGGGGCAGGAAGGGAGAAAUUCCCUCCAACAAAAUUUCAGAUAAACUUUGAUUUGUGUAUUGUUUACAUAACAAUUUUAAAGGGUACAUAAUGUGUAAAGAGUUGGGCUAGAACUUUUCUUCAUACUAUGGUUUUUGUAAAGGAUUUGUUGCUAUGGAUUCAUUUUUUCCUCUAUUUUUAUAAUAGCAGCAGGGUUGUCUUUUUAAAUGGCUGCCAAGCUCUGCUUCUCGGGAAGGCGGAGCUGUCACGUAGGCCUGAGUUGUGUCUCCCACCUGUGGGUGGGAGAAGUGUGUAGGUGGAGUUGAGGAUGUGGCUGGAGUGGGCGGAGCACUGGGCAGGGCGCCACCAUGUGAUCGGUUAUGGGAUUGCGCGCAGUCACCUAGGGAGUCUAAAGGAAUCCUGCUGCCCUUUCUACGCUGGAUUUGCUUCUCACCCGGAGAACCUCUUUCUCCCCACCCUACAAUGGGGUGUCAUCCUAUCAGUCCUGGCCUCGCUCCACACACACACACACACACACACACACACACGUGGGUACAAGUUUCACUGGAGGAGAAAAGGCAAGGAUGGAUAUUUUUCCCUAGCAAGAGGCCUUAAUACCCAGAUAAUAAGCUCAAAAGGCCGCUUUUGGGGGGGUUGCUCGCAGGAACCCCAGCCUGGGGGCUGCAGCCCCUUGGCUCGCUCACCGCUGAGGAAGAGGAGGAAAAGAGCAAGGUCCGGCAACAGUGUAUAAACGGUCAGUCAGCAAGUGGCAGAGAGAGCUGCGGGGAGACGUCCCAGGUGGGCAGUGGAAGAAGAUGUGAGAAAGGUCGACUUCAUGAUGGAAAUGAUGAUUCUAUCACGUACGUCAGGGAUUUGCUGUGUUGUCGGCUGAUUUAUCCACCCGCAUGGAAGGGAGACAAAACUACUACUUAACAUGGUGAGAGAUUAACAAACUACGCUACCAAAAAGUAAUAGCUCUAUUUCUUAAGGGCAAGAAAGACUACGUUUGGAAUUUGAUGCAAUAGAGGGUAUUAGAGGAAAUCCAAGAGGAGCUGUGCUCUGCGCUGGAAAAUUGGGUUGUGUAAAUGAUGGUGUGACAGCUCAGCCAGAGGCGAGAUCAGGGAGAUAGUAGGAGGCCUGUUUAUUGAAUGGGUGUCUGGUACCAUUUUGGGGGUUUGUUUUUUUAGCAAAGUCAGAGUCGAAAUUAAAGAGAUCAGACCAUGAAAAUCACUGCGUUUGCUUGGGGUUAUGUUUUAAAAUAAUGAAGUAAAUACAAUUUAAAAGGCCUUAAUGAAAUCCAAACAGCUUUCUUCUACCUUCAAGAUUGAAAACGUACACCCAACACAGCCUUGGAUGUUGUGAAGCUUGCAAAGUCUUCUUAAGGUCUAAAAUGUGGGAACAUCUUAACCACAGAGAGCCUUUAGCAAGCAAAGAACAUUGAAUCCACAACAUCCUGCACUGCAUUUUAUAAAAAAGGGGGGCUCUCCAUGGGUGACUAUGUUCUAAAGAUGCAAAUUCAUUUGCAGAAAGAGGCAGCAUUUUUUAGUUGAUAUGUUUUAACCAAGUGCCAUUAACAUUCAUCCUCCACUCCCCUUUUCUAAGCAAGCUUAGGGUUACUUGGGGAAUGUGUUGGGAUGGACAAUCGUGUGAGCCAGGAAGGACAAGUCAAAGAUGUUGAAGGCCAAAGGCAAGACCAGAGGGUUUGCGAAGGUGUUUUUUGGAUGCUAAGAACGUUAAUGGAAGAAUAAAAACAAUGGUAUAACACAUCUUGUGGAGAAAUUAAAAAGCAUUCAGAUCUGCUGCAAAACACAUAUAUCCAUAAACACUCGGGUUGUUCAGAAAACAGAUUGUGAACACAAUCACAUUAGCAUGAAUCCUUUAAAAGGAUGAAGACCUUAAAGUAUUUGCAAAUUUGAAUUUCUAUUUAUUCCUUCACUGAAUAUAGAAACAAUGGUUAUCUGAUUAUUAGAGAUAUUAUUUUGGAUAUGUUACUUAUUAACUUGCUAUGGCUGGUAACCAUGAUAAAGUCUGUUAUUAAUAACAACAUAAUUCUUUUUUUAAAAGAAAAGCUUAUUUUUCAUUGACUGUGUAUAGAUUUAUCUACUUAGUUGUGUUCUGCUCUUAGUGUUUUAAUUUUUUUUUAAGUUGACUGUUCUGAUAAAUUUUAGGCGCCUGUCCCCACCUUGUUUUGAGUCCUGUGUUGACUGCAGGUAUACAGCUCAAUCUAAAAAUCCUAAAGCAAAAGAACUUUAUUUAUAAAAAAAAAAAAAUCAAACAGUUGCAUGCAUAGAAGGCUGUGAAGUCGGAUAUUUAGUAAUAAAGCGGCAGUGCCUUUUUUUGUAUUUACCCAUUGACCCCCAAAUGCAACUGUUUUAUAUUAAGUAAAUAGUAAACAUUAAAAAUCUCAGAGUAAAAUCUAUUUCACUACAUGGGUUUUUUUUCUCCCCUCGUUCUGAUUUAAGCAGUGUGUAUUUGACAUCUCUACAUUGUCCCAGGGACAGUGGUGUUCUACGAUAUUGUUAUCAUGUAUGAUGUUUUAUUGGUGCUUUUUAUUCAUAGUGGUUUCUUACCAGAAACAGUAGGAAGACACACAUGAACUGUGUACAAGAAAUGAAACAUUGCUGCUGAUAUGUUUUGUUUUGUUUUCCACAUGCUUUUUGAGUUUCACUUUUUAAACCAAGGGCCAGCAAGCAAAAUCAAUGCCCUGAAGAGGGCGGCUGUUUGCACCAAGCUCUCCAAUGCUGUGUAUUGACGGUCCCUUUUUGGUACUCAGGAUUGGAGCUAGAGCUGGGCCCCCUCUCCCAUUCAUUUGAAGAGACACUGAGGGAAACAAGGUUUUCUUUUGAGGUGUCAUUGGCUGCCUUUUACGGAAUGGGAGCCUUCUCCGGGUCUUCUGUUCUUCUGCCCCUCUUGUAGCUACUGCCAGUGCAAGGUUUGUAGAUGCACGUUCCCCCUCUGGAACCGGGAUCUCCCUGAGAGCCUGGCCUGGGGGCUGAGCUGGGUUGAAUGCAUAGGCGCACAACCAGAAGGGCAGCGAGGGGAGGAGAAAGCAGCCCCCAUCUCGGUGGCCCUCUGGGGAUGUCUUGGGCAGGUGGCCCCAGCUUGGGUGCAGGGAAACAGCCUAACCAAGGCGUUCAGGUGUGCCUGUUACAGGAAGGCCCUGGGGAAGGAUAAUUUGCACAUGGGGCUGUGAUAACACUAAUGUUGAUUUUUUUGUUUUACAAGUCAUCAGAGAUGUUUGCAAAGUGAGUUUUAUUUUUUUGUAAUUCCUUUAUCUUUACUUAAAGGUGAAUGUGUAUUCCUCUGGGAGGAAUAGGAAGAAAACAGGAAUGUUAAUAAUGUCAAACAGAAGACUUCCUCCCUUAUUAAUAUAUAACCCUCAUGUAUUUAUGCCUAAUGUAAGCUGACUUUUAAAAAGCUUUCUUUUGUUGCAUGCCCCAUGCAGACAUCCCUAUUGUACAUGCAUGCCUUUCGUCCUGUUUUCCUGUAUAAAGUUAGUGAACAAAGAACUAUUUUUGCCUAGUUCAUGUUGCCAAGCAAUGCAUAUUUUUUAAAUUUGUCAUAUAUGGAAAUAGCAUGUUUGUUACAUGUAAAAGCUUUACUGAUAUACAGAUAUACUAAUGUUUGAAGAAGCUGUUCUUUGCAAGUGUACAGUUUUCAAAUGUUACCAGUGAAACACCCUUGUGGUUUAAACUUGCUACAAUGUAUUUAUUACUCAUUUCCUCCCAUGUAACUAAGAAUCAUGGCUAUAUUUCAUAUCAACAUUAUAUUGAAAGUGAAGGGAAAUGAUUAAUACAAGGUUUUGUAACACU